AUGUCAUCGAUUUGGGACAACUUCGACAUAGCAAAAAUAUCGAACGCUGGGUUUAAGCUGGAUUACAUAAGCCCAGUAACUGAAGGGGAUCAACUAAUUGUGGAGAUUGAGGAAGAAUAUACUAGUACUGAAAUUGAGUAUUGGAAGAAUGUAGCAGUGUGCUAUGUUCUUGGAGCACAUCCUCUAUUCUCGGUACUCAAUGGCUACAUUCAAAGACAAUGGGGGAAGCUAGGAAUAACUUGGAACCCCGACAUGGAGUUCGUGAGAGAAUUAUACUCGCACUAUACGGAUCAAACUCGCCGUGUGAUUGGAUUUAAGUACUGGAGUGCAAAAGGGCUUAGUAAGAUUGGAAGACUUGUGGGUAAACCACUAAUGGUUGAUAAAAAUACUGAGAAUAAGUUAGGUUUUAACUUUGCUAAGCUGCUAGUAGAAGUCAAAAUUGGCAGCAAAUUACCAGAUGUGAUAUAUUUUAAGAAUGAAAGGGGAAAUAUAAUAGAGCAACAUGUUACAUAUGAUUGGAAACCUUAUGUAUGUACUAUCUGUCAAAAGUAUAGGCACUCAGUUGAAGAAUGUAGGAGAAACAAAGCUAAAAUACCACAAGAGAAGCCAACUCCUGUAAUACCAGAGGAAAAAUCGAAUGAGGAAGUAGUGACAGAGCAAAUUUAG
This is a messenger RNA of Lycium ferocissimum, 666 nucleotides long. RefSeq lists its product as uncharacterized. Bases 1 to 666 code for a protein of 221 amino acids. NCBI's taxonomy places the organism in Eukaryota, Viridiplantae, Streptophyta, Magnoliopsida, Solanales, Solanaceae. The transcript is spliced from 2 exons. The record is from RefSeq and is a predicted model, not a curated record.